AUAAUAAUAUGAAGCGAGACCAGAAGCCGAUAAAAGUUAAUAAAAUUCUCUCGGGUUCUGUUCUCCGAGUUCAUUUAAUUUUGAGUUGUCUCACACUUUUAAAAGCGGUCGCCUCAGAAAAUAGACGGGCAGCUGUUGAAGUCUAUCAAAGCGCCACAGACGGUGAACAGUACGUUAGAAGAAUUGUCCAUGGAGAGAAAAUAACGGAACGACCGGAAUAUUUAUUAUUCACGGCACCUUAUAGACUGUGCGAGGGUGAAUGUGCGAAUGGCAAAAAUUUUGUGCUGUCAUUCCCGCUUUACAUUGGUAAGAAGGGUGUCAAAGCGUACAGGAGUAAUUACCAAAGAGAUGCAUUGAAAGUUCAUUCGUUGCGGCCUAACGCGCCGUUCAGAACUAAGCCUAAACGGACGGCAUUGACAACUUGCCCGACGCUUCGAGAAAAUCCUACCACAGAAUCAACCACUACUACGACAACAACAACUGAAGCGACAACUACUACAGAAACGACAACAACAGAAGCAACAACUACAACUGAAGCAACCACUACAACCGAAGCAACAACUACAACAGAAGCUACUACUACUACAGAACCAACUACUAUUACAGAAGCAACUACUACUACAGAAGCAACUACGACUACAGAAGCAACUACUACUACAGAAGCAACUACUACAACAAAAUCAACCACUACGACAGAAGCAACUACUACAACGGAAACUACUACUGAAAAAACAACGCCAACGAUAGAUACGGAUGAAGAAGACCCAAAACUAUUGGACUUAUUAUACUCAGAAGAAACGACAGUCACGCAAAAAAUUAAAAGAACUAAAUGCAAAAACUACUCUGGCCUUUGUCUAAAAAAAAUAAAGAGAAGGACCCCAGAUGAAUAUAUUGACCACAAUUUAAACGUCACUGAAUCUCAAGAGAAGUUUUUUAAUUAUGUUGACAAUCGUCCUGAAUUUGAGGUUAAUAUUACUCAAGAUUAUACUAUUUAAGCAAAGGUUAAUAAAUUGAAGGUGAAAGUGU
Messenger RNA from Ostrinia nubilalis (European corn borer), 1026 nucleotides. RefSeq lists its product as uncharacterized. NCBI's taxonomy places the organism in Eukaryota, Metazoa, Arthropoda, Insecta, Lepidoptera, Crambidae. Bases 9 to 995 code for a protein of 328 amino acids. The record is from RefSeq and is a predicted model, not a curated record. The transcript has 3 exons.